AUGAUUUCUACACCAUCAUCGUCAAGUGGAGGCUCCUCCGAAGAUGAUCACCAUCAAAACAACAAGAACCAUUCAACACCGAACAACAAAAGUUAUGAGAUUGAAGGCGUUGGAUUUGCGGUAGAACCGUUACGAAAUUGUCCACACUUUUCUGAUCCAAAUUGCUUCAACAUGCCAUAUCAAGAUCGAAAAGCGUUAAAGACUCUCUUCUCGACCAUCAUGACCAAGUUGGAGGACUCCAAUACCGAUACAGCCUCUGCACCUUGCUCUGUGUGUGGAGAUAGGGCUGAGAAUUGGUUUUGCCUUCAAUGUCAUUCCGUAUGUUGCAGUAGAUAUAGAAAAGCACACAUGAUGAACCACUUUGAAUCUACUCAUCAUCCGAUGGUAUUGAGCUUGGCUGACUUGAGUAUCUAUUGCUAUGAAUGUGAUGCUUAUGUAGAAAAUCCAGAAAUGACUAGACUCAUGUUGAGAGAAUUACAUUUUGCGAAGUUUGGAGAAUAUCCAGGUGGUCGUGAUGCCAGUGUAGAAAUCGGAGAAGCAAUCGAAAGAUUGAAAGUUGAUCAAAGAAAAAUUCGGGAAAUAGAGGAACAAGAACGUCAAGCAAAUGAAGAAAGUUAUCGUGCUUUUGAAAUUUUAGCGGAAAAGAUUGCACAAGCAGAAGAAAAGCAAAUUAUUUGUUUAACAGGAGCUGGAUUAUCCACAUCAGCUGGAAUCCCCGAUUUUCGUACACCUGGAACUGGACUUUAUGAUAACCUCCAAAAAUACAAUCUUCCACGUCCAACAGCAAUAUUCGAACUCGAUUAUUUUCACGAAAACCCAAAACCCUUCUUCCUUUUAUCUCGUGAUUUCAUUUCAACAGGAUACAAGCCAACAAGAGCUCACUAUUUUAUAAGGCUCUUAGAAAAAAAGGGAAAGUUACUGAGAUUGUAUACUCAAAAUAUUGAUGGGUUAGAGGCAAAAUCUGGAGUCUCUGAUGACGUUUUGGUAAAUUGUCAUGGCAUGUAUGAUACGGCUCAUUGCACCAAAUGUAGAAAAAAGUACACUCUGGCUGAAGUAGUGCAAAAAAUUGGUACUGCAGAGGACGUUGUUGUUCCACUUUGUGACAAAUGUGGUGGUUAUGUUAAGCCUGAUAUUGUUCUGUUUGGAGAAGAUUUACCUCACAGGUUUAGCAAGUGUGUAAAGGCAGACUUGAAAAACACAGCUUCCAAAUGCAAACUCUUUAUUGUGAUUGGUACAUCCUUAACUGUUCAUCCUGUUGCCAUGUUGCCUGAACUUGUAAAGAAAGGAUGUACUAGAGCUCUCUUGAAUAGAGAAAAAGCUGGACCAUUCAAGCAACAUGAAGGCUAUGUUACAGAAAUCGGAGAAGAGUCUAAUUAUCUCGACUUGUUUUUAGGCGGUGCAGACCUCACCAUUGAUGAAAGCGUAGAUCGUCUUUGUAAAUUGUUGGGAUGGGAAGAAGAGUUAGAGGAGCUGGUAAAACAGGGACCUGUAGACCUUGUUGAGAAGAGUAAAGAUGAAGAGGAACAUUAA
Molecule: messenger RNA, 1530 nt
Organism: Naegleria fowleri
Lineage: Eukaryota; Heterolobosea; Eutetramitea; Acrasida; Naegleriidae
Exons: 3
Coding region: 1-1530 (509 amino acids)
Molecular function (GO): zinc ion binding; NAD+ binding
Source: RefSeq, a predicted model, not a curated record